AUGUACGAGCUUCAAACGGCCCGUCCUUCACCUACCCAGCAUGAGUUCGAAUUAGGUACAAGGCUACCGAUUUCUCACCGCGAGUGGAGGAAGCAAAUACAGGACGCUUUCAAACAGGAUUUACCACCCUCACUGGAUACGGUAGAAUGGAAGGGUGGAUCAUACAUCAGCCAUAAGCAGUUUCUGUCCAUGAGAUGUGGUUCCCCCGAAAUGGAUCCCGAAGCAGAUUUCGAAGUGGACAGAGAGAUUGCGCGGGAAUUCUGGGAUGACUUUCCAUCAUUUAAUGCCUACAUGGAGGCAGUAAUGAAUGACUGGUCAAAGGCCAAGGCCUUGAAGACCCGAGGAGUCGGUUACCAACAGGAAAAAAGCGCGCAGUCUGGGCAUCAUGCAGAUUGCCCGAACAAGAUAAGAGCAGCUCAUCGAUGCCGACACAAAGCUGAGCGAUUGAUGAGAAGAUGGUAA
Penicillium malachiteum is the source of this 462-nucleotide messenger RNA. RefSeq lists its product as uncharacterized. The record is from RefSeq and is a predicted model, not a curated record. NCBI's taxonomy places the organism in Eukaryota, Fungi, Ascomycota, Eurotiomycetes, Eurotiales, Aspergillaceae. The transcript is spliced from 2 exons. Bases 1 to 462 code for a protein of 153 amino acids.